Nothobranchius furzeri (turquoise killifish) is the source of this 1370-nucleotide messenger RNA. Its product is annotated as annexin A2-A. The record is from RefSeq and is a predicted model, not a curated record. Lineage: Eukaryota; Metazoa; Chordata; Actinopteri; Cyprinodontiformes; Nothobranchiidae. Gene Ontology annotation, cellular component: cytoplasm; nucleus; vesicle. Gene Ontology annotation, molecular function: calcium ion binding; protease binding; phosphatidylserine binding.
GAGGAACAGGGUGGAGUCACGGGUAGGGGAGGGGGAGCCGAGUCAUGGGUGGUGAAGGCAUCAGUCUGAUUUCUGGUGACUAAAGUUCAGCCUUCACACCCUUUUCACUUCAACAUCACUGAGAUCAUUUCCACAGCUAAGAACCGUUGAAGAUGGCUUUGGUGUCAGAGUUUCUGGGACAGUUGUCUCUCAACGUCGGGUCCAGUGAGCCCAAAUUCCCCACUGUGGUGCCAGCAGUGGACUUUGACCCAGACAGAGAUGCUGCCAGAAUAGAGACGGCUAUCAAAACCAAAGGAGUGGACGAGCAGACCAUCAUCGACGUCCUAACUAAGAGGACGUACCAUCAAAGGAGAGAAAUUGCUUUUGCAUAUGAAAAGAGGACAAAGAAGGACAUGAUCUCGGCUCUGAAGGGAGCGUUGUCUGGCUCGCUGGAAACGGUGAUCCUUGGACUGAUGAAGAGCACCGCUCAGUUUGACGCCUCAGAGAUCAGAGGAUCGAUCAAGGGUUUAGGAACAGAUGAAGAAACAUUGAUAGAAAUUUUGUGCUCGCGCAGCAACGAUGAGCUGGUGGAAAUCAAACAAGUCUACAAAGAAUUGUUUAAGAAAGACCUGGGGAAAGACGUGGCUGGAGACACCUCUGGGAACUUUGCUAAGCUGCUCUUGGCCCUUGUGGAGACCAAAAGAGCCGAACCAUCUCCUGUGGUGGACUAUGAGAAGAUUGAUUUAGACGCCAGAGCUCUUUAUGAUGCUGGAGUGAAGAUCAAAGGCACCGAUGUGAACACCUGGAUCUCCAUCAUGUCUGAGAGGAGCGUCCCCCACCUGCAAAAAGUUUUUGAUAGAUACAAGAAGUACAGCCCGUACGGCAUGGAGGAGAGUAUUGUGAAGGAGGUUAAUGGAGAUUUACAAAAGUCCUUCCUGGUUCUAGUUCAAUGCUUUGAAAACAAACAGCUGUACUUUGCCAAAAAACUGAAUGAGGCCAUGAAGGGUAAAGGAGCCAAGGAGAAGGUUCUGACCAGAAUUAUCGUGUCACGGUGCGAGGUGGACCUGAAGAAGAUCGCCUUUGAGUACAAGCGAGAAUUUGGGCAGUCCCUGCAGCAGACGAUCACAGAACAUACCAAGGGAGACUACCAGAAAGCACUGCUUAGCCUGUGUGGACCUGAGUAGUAAGACGGAUGUCAUUCUCCUAAAGAACUGCUUAUAAAUCCUUGGAAACUUUUACUGGAAGCAUGGGCCUCAUGUGGGAAUCAUGUGGGAACAAAUAACUCUGUUUGCACAAAAGUAGAAUUACAACAUGGAAGAAAGUUUUCCACAGAGGAACUUGUGUUAUAUUCUGUGUUUUUUCAGACCAAAACAUUAAAAGUGUUGCUCUGA